ACGUCGGUUUAUAUGGUCCUGCAGAUAGAACGAAUUCUAACAUUUAUGGUGUCUUGCCUUACGUUGCACCUGAGGUAUUAAGAGGUAAUAGUUGUACACAAGCAUCAGACAUAUAUAGCUUUGGUUUUAUAAUGUGGACUUUAUCAGAAUGCGAACGCCCAUUUUGUAAAGAUCCUCAUGACCUUGAUCUUGCAACACGCAUAUGUAAUGGUUUACGACCAGAAAUCGUUACUGAUACUCCGGAAGUAUACUUAUCUCUAAUGAAAAUAUGCUGGCAUCAAAAUCCCGAAAAACGUCCUAAUAUUGUAGAACUAUGUGGGAUGUUAGAUAGCUGGGCAACGGAUAUACAACAUAAUCCUACUUCGAUGAUUUCACGACAAUUUCGAGGCGCUAAUAGGGAAAGAUCCGUAUUCGAGAAUCGAACUAUUGACUCUAUGGCAAUAUACAAGAGUCGAUUAUUAAACUUUCAAUCCCUUCACGUUACACGAUGA
Messenger RNA from Dentiscutata heterogama, 491 nucleotides. NCBI's taxonomy places the organism in Eukaryota, Fungi, Glomeromycota, Glomeromycetes, Diversisporales, Gigasporaceae. The record is from the annotation of a GenBank genome assembly.